This is a messenger RNA of Labrus mixtus (cuckoo wrasse), 2946 nucleotides long. RefSeq names its product stromal cell derived factor 4 (gene sdf4). Gene Ontology annotation, biological process: calcium-ion regulated exocytosis. Gene Ontology annotation, molecular function: calcium ion binding. The transcript has 7 exons. The record is from RefSeq and is a predicted model, not a curated record. Bases 164 to 1237 code for a protein of 357 amino acids. Lineage: Eukaryota; Metazoa; Chordata; Actinopteri; Labriformes; Labridae. Gene Ontology annotation, cellular component: endoplasmic reticulum.
GGAGCCACGUGUACAGGAACUGGAGUCUGACAGCUUGCUCUCUGACUGGAAACGACGCAGCUCUGUUUGAAUAGGAAGCUAACAUUAGCUCCUGCAGCUAGCCAUCUCUGAUUACCAGACUCCGUUUGAACUUCCCACAGUUUCGUCGUCAAGACAGGCAAUCAUGUCUGUCUGGAGAAAACUGUGGCGCAGGAACAGCCUGGCCGUGUCCCUGCUUUGCUACAUCCUGCUCCACAGCAUGGACGUGCACGCACGGCCAGCCAACAUGUCCGCCUCUAAAGAGAAGUCUCCAGCCGCCAAAGACGAGAACGAGAUCCUUCCCCCAGACCACCUGAACGGGGUGAAGAUGGAGAUGGACGGCCACCUAAAUAAAGACUUCCAUCAGGAGGUGUUUUUGGGUAAAGAGAUGGAGGAGUUCGACGAGGACUCGGAGCCCCGAAGGAACAGGAAGAAGCUGAUUGACAUAUUCUCAAAAGUUGAUUUCAACAGGGACAGGAGUGUGAGCGCCAAAGAGAUGCAGCGCUGGAUCAUGGAGAAGACGGAGGAGCACUUUCAGGAGGCCAUGGUGGAGAACAAGAACAGUUUCAGAGCCGUUGACCCAGACAAAGACGGUCAUGUAACGUGGGAUGAAUACAAAGUCAAAUUCCUGGCCAGCAAAGGUUUCAUUGAAAAGGAAAUAGCCGAGAAGAUCAAGAACAAUGAAGAUUUGAAACUGGAUGAGGAAACUCAGGAGGUUUUGGAAAGCUUGAAGGACCGCUGGUUUCAGGCCGACAACCCCCCAGCUGACCAGUUGCUGAACGAGCAGGAGUUCCUCUCUUUCCUUCAUCCCGAGCACAGCCGAGGCAUGCUCAAGUACAUGGUGAAGGAGAUUGUGCGAGACUUGGACCAGGACGGUGAUAAGAAACUGACCCUCUCGGAGUUCAUCUCUCUGCCUGUGGGCACCGUGGAGAACCAGCAGGCUCAGGACAUCGACGACGACUGGGUGAGAGAGAGGAAGAAGGAGUUUGAGGAAGUCAUCGAUGGAGACCGCGAUGGCAUCGUAACCAUGGAGGAACUGGAGGAGUACAUGGACCCGAUGAACGAGCACAACGCUCUGAACGAGGCCAGGCAGAUGAUCGCCGUCGCAGAUGAAAACCAGAAUCAUAGCCUGGAGCUGGACGAGAUUCUCAAGUACAGCGAAUACUUCACGGGAAGCAAGCUGAUGGAUUACGCCAGAAAUGUUCAUGAGGAGUUCUGAAGACAUUCACCGUCCUCAUGCACCCCACACCUGCUUCAGGGACAAGCCUGAGGAGGGAGGGGUGGGGGGAGGGGAAACCUAACGAUGGGAUGAUCUAGUGUGCAAUUGUUUGUUUAAAAGCCUAGCCUCAACGGCCUCUUUCACUGCUGACUAAAAAUGAAUGCAUCCUCCCUUCAGCUCCAGACUGUCUGCCCAAUCAACGUCUGCCUUCUGUGUGCCACUGUUUUGUUUUUCACCUUUUAAAUAUUGAACUUCUCCCGGAGUUUCAGGCUCCACAGCACCUCUAAAUUUGUUUGUAUCGUAUUGUGAAACGUGUGUAUAUUUGGAAAUUUGAACCCUGACUUUCCGUUUCCUGUUGCAGCGGUGAGAGAGACCGCAAAGCUAGGCAAGAAAUGUGCUCUGCAGGAGGAAACGUUUUAGCCGGUGUGUCUAUAUCGUGUAAAUAUUAAUAGUCAUGUACCAAUGCCUCCAUCAGAGAGAAAGAUAAGAGAAUAAAAACGGUGCAGCUGAGAGGAAGAAAACCUGACUCCAAAUUUCCACAUACUCUGGGCGCCGCAAUGUCUGUCAGCGUUGCGCACCAUGCCACUUUUCCUAUCAUAUUUUCCAUCACUUUAUCAACAUUACGCAACGACAGGCACCAAAAGAACUUCAGAAAGACAAAGCAACAUGUUGUUUGCAUGUUAUUUUCAAGUGAUCCCGUAGUUCUCCUGUGAUGUGUGUACAGCUGCUCAUGGCUGCGGGCACGGAGUAUGUGGAAAUUGGGUGUUGCAGAUAAAUCACAUCAUUGUGAACAAAAGCUAAAGGUUAUGGUUUAAUUAACACUUAAUUUCCCCUCAUUUGAAAAGGGGGAUUUUGGUCAUUAGUGGCUAACAACUCCACUAAACUCUAUGAGAGAUUACAUCCGUCCUUCUUCUUCCAACAGGGUUGGAACUUUGUAAAAAAAAAAAAGAAAACUAGAAAUAGCUUUAAAAUAACUGCCUCAAUAACUCAGUUAUCUUACGUAGCACAGACUCAAUCAUAAGUUAUUCUCAGAGGUUUCAAGCUUAACGUGUAGACAACAGAUUAAUAUAUGAUAUAUUGAGAGAUUGAAGGUAAAGCACAGGUGUCACACAUCACUAAAAAAAAAAAAAAACUAACUUUUUAAAACUAGUUUCACAUGUGUGUGUUAGCUCAAAAGAGGCCUGUGGUCGGGGCCUACAUCUGUCUUUGACUUGACUAAGUAAUAUGGAGUCUACUUUUUCUGUCUUCAGGGGCUCCCUAAGUUAAUAUUCCUGAAGUGAACUAAGAAGAAUUUAUUUAUUUAUUUGAUCAAAGUGCUUCGGAUCAGCUGCAUCUUUGAUCAUCACACAGGUCUGUGCUUGUUUCUUUUUUUGCCCAUCCAAACAGAGGCUGAUUUGUCCUCCUCGUCUUGGUUCACAAACGACGGAGCGCUCACUCUUCUUCAUAUUUACCUGUUAAAUCUUUUAAUGGGUUAAAUUUGUACAAAUCCACGUGUACCUUGUUUAAAAAUGCAUGGACCAACAGUGUUUUGUUGAAUCUCUCGAUGACCUGUGCUGUGUGUUUUUUUGGAUCCUGGUGCAGGCGUCUCUGUCCACGGCCCUGUUUGGAUUGUUAAAUGAAGAUUUACGAUGACCGAAUGUGACACAGCUUUAUAUAAAAAAUAUAUUGCAAAUAAACUGGUGGAAAAAAUAAAUAUUUCUUAUAAAUAG